Molecule: messenger RNA, 3171 nt
Organism: Physcomitrium patens
Lineage: Eukaryota; Viridiplantae; Streptophyta; Bryopsida; Funariales; Funariaceae
Product: protein NUCLEAR FUSION DEFECTIVE 4
Cellular component (GO): membrane
Source: RefSeq, a predicted model, not a curated record
GGGUUCAAACAGGAAGAACAUGAGCCAGGGCCACAUGGUUCGAUGGAUCUUUCGCUCUCUGCUCCACUCGCCGAAAGCUUCAUGGCCAUGGUCGAAGAGAGACUCGUGCAUGCCAACGAAGUAUCAGAGAGACGAAGCAGAGCCUACGAAUAGAAAAAGUUCACAGAAAUAGGAGUAGCGUGUUUUCGAUGGUGGGGACCAGUCAUGGGAACGUCCUCUUCCGCUCAUCAGUUGGACGCCAUAGCUAACCCUCUGCUUCUGCUAUGAUUGUUAGAGAAGCAGCGAGCGAGGGAGCGCGAGAGAAAGUGAGAGAGCUCUUCGUUCGAGGUUCUGCUUUCGGAUCGGGGGACCUUGCAUAUUGAUCUUGGAUUUGUGAUCGCGAGGUUUGAAUGUGAUGCGUUCUUCGUUUGAUGUCAGUCGCGGUUUUGGUUUGGCGAUGUGAGUUGCUGCGAUAUUUUGCCGGAACCUGGAAGUUGAGAGAGAGCUCGUGCUCAGCUGAGGGGAUGAGUGCACAUUAAGAUCCUUACGCUUUCGAAUGAGAGUAGAUGCGUGUGGGAUGACCUGGUGGCGUUUUUUUGAGCUGUCUUGAAGUGGAGUCGUCAGCUGGUCGGUCGGUGUUGGGGAAUGGUUACAUUCUGACGGAUUUGGCAGUGGAAUAUUGCGGCAUUGCGUUUUGGUUGUCCUUGAACAGAUGAUCAACACUCGUGUGUCGGAACUUCUCUAGUUGCACGCAUUAUGGGAUAAGACCUUUCACAUAGAGUAGCUUAAGGUCGACUGUAUUAGCACAGUCACAAUGUGGCCAUCGAGAGUGAAGAGAGUCCUGAAGGAUCGAUGGCUAGGGUUGUGUGUUGGCAUGUGGAUGCAAGCAUGCGGAGGGAUUUCGUAUGCAUUCUCUCUAUACUCCGGGGACUUGAAGCAUACGCUGGGAUACAAUCAGGAGAUGAUUGAUGGCCUCGGCUCUGCGAAGGAUAUUGGUGGCAACGUUGGAAUCAUUUCAGGUCUAUUGAUAGAUCUGACAUCUGCUUGGUUCGUGCUUCUUGUUGGUGGGCUUCUUCAUUUCUGCUUCUAUUUUUUGCUUUUCCUUUCGGCUACUGGCAGGAUCACACCGUCGUACUGGCAGAUGUGCGGCAUCAUCAUGUUAGGCACAAAUGGCGCAACGUGGUUCAACACUGCCGUGCUUGUGACUUGGUAUUCGCUUAGACGCAUCAUGCGAAACUUCCCAGCAGACCGAGGGGUAGUGGUUGGGCUUCUGAAAGGCUUCAUUGGACUCAGUGGGGCCAUUUUUACACAAGUUUACACAGCAAUGUAUGCUCCAUAUACAGGCCCUUUCCUAUUAUUGUGUGCUACGGUGCCUCCACUUGUGGCAGUAGUAUCAAUGAUUGUGAUUCAACCUGUGGAGGCUCCGAGACGUAAAGAUGAAUCUGACAAGUCCAAAUUUUCCUUUCUAUAUAUCAUAGGGAUUGCGUUGGCAUUUUACCUAAUGGCAGUGAUUCUCGUUCAGGAUGCUUUCAUUGUAAGCAAGACCGUGAGUCGCUUGUUCAUGACGGUAAUGCUGGUGAUUCUGCUAUUACCAGGCCUUAUACCUCUGAGUGCAGGGGCACAUCACAAAGGAUACACUGCACUUCCUACAGAAGCGACAAGUGUAAACUCUCCAGGUGCAGAUCGAGGGGCGCCUAAACAUUCGUUGACUGAACGAAAGCCUCUCUUACAGCACAAGGGAUCUUCAAGCAUUGAUGUGCCUGUCAGAAAAACGGAUCGUUUUCCGGACAAGUCUCGUAGUUUAGACACUCCUUCAAAGGCGACUCUGAAGCUUGGGCAUGACCAUACUUUGUUGCAAGCAACAAGUACUCAAGAUUACUGGUUACUCUUUUUUGCGAUGGGUUGUGGUACUGGAAGUGGGCUGACAGCAAUCAAUAACCUUGCACAGAUGGCUGAAUCUCUUGGCUCUAGGAGUGUUGGAGCAUUUGUUGCACUGGUCAGCGUUUGGAAUUUCCUGGGCAGAAUGGGUUCCGGAUAUGUCUCAGAAUAUUACAUGAAACAGUACGCAACUCCAAGACCAGUUUUUCUCUUCUGUGUACAAGCAGUUAUGGCAUGCGCACACCUCCUAUUUGCAUCUUCAGUGCCAACAAUGCUAUAUCUGGCUUCGAUUUUGGUUGGACUGGCUCAUGGAGCUCACUGGACACUGAUGGUAGCCACCUCUUCCGAGCUGUUCGGCCUGAAGUAUUUUGGAGCUCUCUACAACACGCUUAGUAUUUCGGCUACUGUUGGUUCCUACAUCCUGUCUGUGAAGCUUGCUGGUUAUAUGUAUGAUCAACAAGUGGCUUCUCUCAAAGCUGCAGCGGUAGCAGCGGGUGAAGUAUUAAAUGGACCUAUAAGAUGUGUCGGUCCUCAAUGUUUCAGGUCGACGUUCUUGCUGAUGGCAUGUGUAUGUGGAAUGGGGUGCCUGGCACUGACUCGUUUGAUCGCUCGCACCCGGAAGGUCUACAGGGAUAUGUACAAAGUGCAGCAGGCCAAGGACAUGCUAGCCAAGGGAAACUCAAGUGAGCACUCACCGUUAAUUUCGUCCCAUGAGCUACAUGAAGAGGAUGCUCCAUCUGAUUCUCCAGUAAUGAAGGGUAGCAGCAUUUCUGACGUCCAACGGCACCGUCAUACUGCGCCAAGUCGGUUGGACAGCGAGUAGUUAGUGCUUCCUGUUGGCAUCUAGCACCUGCUCGUCUCACACUAACAGGACCAUUUUCAUGAUUUAGACUCUUCACAAAGUCGCUGAGCGAAGGUUUACUCAGCUUUCUGGUCUAACCUCUUGUUGGAAAAUUGGCACAGCGAACCUUCACAGUAAUUGGUAGCAUCGGAAGUGGUGUGCCUCGUUUCUGUGUGGUCCUUCGGAAGCCCCACAGGUAGUCACAAUUUACUACCUUAUUAUUCUAACUCUACCCAUAAAAAGUGCUUAACCCGUUACCUGGAGUUGGUAAACCCCUCAUAACGGAAUAAUCAGAAUUUUUAAUUGACGCCUUCAAUUGAAGGUUAUGACUCUAAUACUGCAAAUCACAAGUUUGGUAAUUACCUUGUUAGAACACCCUAACUGAUUAGGAAAUCAUGGCUACCUCUGCUUUUAAGAGCAUGUCAAAGUAUCUUCUUAUAUCCGGAUCAAUUUUUCAGCACACAUUCAAACUU